GACCCUCUUGGUGGUUGUGCCCGUUCCAUACCACGGACCGAGACCGCGAAGACGCAUCGGUCACCGCUUUGCGUUGGACCACCGAGCCCGCUUGCACAGAACGGACCGGGAGAGACACCACGGAACCACCGGACGACAGACAAGCUCUUUUUCGAGAGAUCCAUCGGUGUCCGUUUCGGAGGUUGGAACAACUCACGGCACAGCACGGCACAGCACGGCACAGCACGGCACACAACCCUCGUCUCCGGUGCAAUCGAACAAUCGGCACGAGCACCGUGGUUGACCCACGCUAGGAUGAAACGACCGAGGCCCGAGUGGAAGGAAGGCAGUGCUCCGGUUGCGAACCGGUGGCCACCAUUGGAGUCGGAUCCACCGGGGAUUCCACCGAAGUGUCGCUACAUACCAACGCCACCAACAACGCCACCACCGACGGGGCAAAGACGGCUGGCAACCAGCCCGGAGGGGAACCCGCCACCGGUGGCCGCAACCACGACCGACAAKGCGGRUGCCGCCGGGAACCAGCCCCCCCCGAAGGUUCCCACYAACGCCCGAAACGCCGCCGCYGGUGCCGCCGCCGGCGUCGUCUCGCGGACCGCCACGGCCCCCAUCGAGCGCGUCAAGCUCCUGCUGCAGCUCCAGCGGGCCCUGCCCCCCGGCAGGGGCCCACCGGGAACCGGACGGUUCGGAAGCGGACAAGCAUGGAGCGCCCGGGAGGUCUGCAAAAGCAUCUAUUCCAGCGAGGGCGGGGUCCUGGCCUUUUGGCGGGGCAACACGCCCAACGUCCUCCGCCAGGCCGGGGCCUCCGGGCUCAAUUUCAUGUUCAUGGACUGCUACAAGGCCGCGAUCGCCCCGGUCGUUGGUACCGCCCUGGCGGUGGCCGGGAGGGACCGCCCCCCCCGGCGGCGCGAGAGGGACCGGAGGGUCGCCGCCUCCUUCCUCUCGGGGGGCCUCGCCGGCGGUACCACGACGACCCUCCUGUACCCCGUGGAGUUUAUGCGCACGCGGCUCGCCCUGGACGUCGGCUCCAAGGGGACCCGGGCCUACCCGGGGGGGAUGCGGGACCUGCUGGGGGCCAUCUGGGCGAGGGACGGCGUCCGGGGGCUCUACCAGGGCUACGGGAUCGCCCUCGCCGGCGUCGUCCUCUACCGCGCCCUCCACAUGGGGGGCUACGACGCCUGCAAGACGGAGCUCCURCACCGCCGGGGGGGCGAAGGCGGUGCCACCGGAAGCCCCGGCMCGGCCGGCCUUUCCGUGGCGGAGCGCUUCGCAAUGGCCCAGGCCGUGUCGCUGUUCGCGGGAACCGCCUGCUACCCGAUCGACUCGGUCCGGAGGCGCCUCAUGAUGCAGGCGGGGGAGCCGCCCUCCGCGAGGACCUACGCCGGCGCGCUGGACGCCUUUCGAAGGAUCCUGGCCCGGGAGGGCCCCCGGGGCUUCUACCUGGGCCUGGGCCCCAACAUCGUCCGGAGCGUCGCCGGGGCGCUGCUCCUGGUCUCCUACGACGUCUUUCGGGGGUGAGCCCGGCCCGCCCUGCCAACGCGGCGCACAAACGAAGCAGCGAGCGAGCGAAGCAAACAACCGAACGAACGAACGGGUGUUCCCUGACCGCGUUUCGCCCGUUGUGGCUUGCUCCGAACGCAUCGCUUUUUGCUUUGUUCGUUGUGCUCGUUUUGGCACGGCACAUAACAYAUGCAACUACUGUACUACGGCACGUAAAUUAUAGACCAA
Molecule: messenger RNA, 1725 nt
Organism: Pseudo-nitzschia multistriata
Lineage: Eukaryota; Bacillariophyta; Bacillariophyceae; Bacillariales; Bacillariaceae
Source: the annotation of a GenBank genome assembly